Symbiodinium natans is the source of this 2286-nucleotide messenger RNA. NCBI's taxonomy places the organism in Eukaryota, Dinophyceae, Suessiales, Symbiodiniaceae. The record is from the annotation of a GenBank genome assembly.
AUGCCUGCCUUGCAAGGCCUGCAUGUCCACCCAAAGUUGUACAAGACCGUCGAGGAGAAGGUUUGCCCCGAUACCGGUUUCAGUGCUGGCUACUUCUGGUCAUGCCUCAGCUCCGUGGUUUCCGAGCUCCGCCCGGAAGUGGAGCGAUGCUUAGCCAGGCGGGAUGAGCUGCAGCAGAAGAUCGAUGCAUGGUAUUCCGAGAAGAAGGAGUCUGGCGCGGACCUGUCCAAGCCUGAUUACCGACAAGCCUGCAGGGAGUUCUUGAGGGACAUCGGCUACCUCGUCCCAGACAAAGGGCCAGUCAGCGUGACGACCCAGUUUGUGGAUGAGGAGAUUGCUAAGGUGCCUGCCCCACAGUUGGUGGUGCCUUCCGACAAUGCGCGAUAUGUCCUGAAUGCCGUCAAUUCUCGCUGGGGCUCUCUCUAUGACGCCCUCUACGGCUUCGAUGUGAUCCCGGCCUACUCCGUCACGAGCAGCGGGGUCGAAAUCAACGCCGCAAAGGGCGCGGCCGGCUACAACCCGAUGCGAGGAGAGGCUGUCAUCGAGUUCGCGAAUGGGCUCCUGGAUGAGAUCGCUCCCCUCGUUCACGGAAAGUGGGGUGACGUUUGCCGACUCUGGCCCAAGUUCGUGGGCUCCAUCCAGCGAUUGGAGCUCCUCCUGAAGGACGGCACGACGACGGCCCUGAGGACACCCUCCCUCUAUGUGGGCUCACAGGGUAACUUGGGACCUCCCGACGCGGAUGUGGCGCGACCUAAAUCCUCCAGCCCUUCCGUGCCGGACCAGGGGCGUAUCAUCCUGAAACACAAUGGACUGCACAUGAUCCUGGAGAUUGACCGGACCCACCCCAUUGGCAAGGCAGCUCUCAGUGGCAUCAAGGACAUCACCACCGAGAGCGCUUUGACCGCCAUCCUUGAUAUGGAGGACUCAGUAUCUGCGGUUGAUGCCGUGGACAAGUGCAAGAUCUACUGCAACAUUUGCGGCAUCUUCCGUGGCUCCCUUGAGGCCCCCUUUGUCAAGGACGGCAAGGCUAUGACGCGAAAGAUGAACAACGACGUUUGGUUUCGAGAUGCAAAGGGCAAUGUCUGCACCAUCCCUGGCCGAGCUUUGGCUUUGGUGCGGAAUGUUGGGCACCACAUGUUCACCGAUGCGGUGCUGACAGCGGAUGGCAAGUUUGUUCCUGAGGGGUUUUUGGACUGCUUGAUCACCACGGCGUGCGCCCUCCAUGACCUGCGCGGCACUGGGCGUCUGAUGAACAGCCGUGAAGGCUCUGUCUACAUCGUAAAGCCCAAGCAGCACGGGCCGGAGGAGAUUGCGCUGACCAGCCGUCUCUUCGGCCGAGCAGAGGAAUUCUUCGGGCUGCGCCGCAACACCAUCAAGAUGGGCAUCAUGGACGAGGAGCGCCGGACCAGCGCCAACUUGCGGGAGUGCCUGCGGGCAGCCAUGGAGCGAGUGUUCUUUAUCAACACCGGCUUCUUGGAUCGUACUGGCGACGAGAUCCACACGUGCAUGAUGGCCGGGGCGGUGGUGCGCAAGGGUGACAUGAAGAAGCAGAAUUGGAUUCAGUCCUAUGAGGCCGGCAACGUGGACGUUGGGCUUCAUUCCAACCUGCAAGGACGUGCCCAGAUUGGCAAGGGCAUGUGGGCCAAGCCGGACAGCAUGAAGGACAUGUUGGAGGGCAAGAUUGCGGAGCUCAUGGCUGGUGCCAGCACAGCUUGGGUGCCUUCCCCUGCAGCGGCGACCCUCCACAGCAUCCACUAUCAUCACGUGGAUGUGCCCGAGCGUCAAAUGCAGCUCGCGAUGCGCCCAGCAGCCAAAAUUGAGACCUUGCUCGAGCCUCCCCUCUUGCCGGCCAAGCUGUCGAAGGAGGAGAUCGCUCAUGAGCUCAAGGAGAAUGCUCAGAGCAUUUUGGGCUACGUGGUUCGCUGGAUCGACUUGGGCGUCGGAUGCUCCAAAGUUCCAGAUCUGUCGAACGUGGGCCUCAUGGAAGACCGGGCCACGUUGCGUAUCUCAUCCCAGUUGUUGGCCAACUGGUUGCAUCACGAUCUCAUCUCGGAAGACCAGGUGCGCGAUGUCUUCCUCGAGAUGGCCAAGCUGGUCGAUCAGCAGAACGCACGCGAACCCGGAUACAUCCCAAUGUCCGUGAAUCCCGAGAACAGCCCCGCCUUCCAGGCGGCCAUGAAGUUGGUGCUGGAGGGAAAGAAGGCGCCCAACGGAUACACCGAGUACACUUUGCACGAGGCCCGGCGUGCCGUGAAAGAUCAGUUGCAAGGCCUCUCCAAGCUGUGA